Molecule: messenger RNA, 1374 nt
Organism: Theileria annulata
Lineage: Eukaryota; Apicomplexa; Aconoidasida; Piroplasmida; Theileriidae
Product: Tpr-related protein family member, putative
Exons: 1
Coding region: 1-1374 (457 amino acids)
Source: RefSeq, a predicted model, not a curated record
AUGGCAAGUGCUGAGGCUGGGAAUAAAUGCGAUGGUAAAAAAAUUGCAGCAUAUGCUUUGGUUGGAUUUUCAGUACUUCUAACACUUAGGGUUGGUAUGAAUGGUGCUCCAUUCUGUAUGAAACGGUUUAAGAUACCUGAACAUUUGUUCAGUCUUUAUGUUAGUAGGGUUCACAAUUGUAUGGAACUUGGUUGUUCUGCUGGAGUUACUGCCGGUACAAUUUAUAAUAUAAAGUAUGGUGGUGAAUAUAAACAAAAAUGUGAAAAGGUUUCUAUCGGGAUUAAUUUGUUGUUCUUCCUUGUAAAUGUAGUUCUUUUAAUAGUAUUUGUCACUGGUGGAGAAGAGGGUCAUUUGACUGAUUUUUACUGGACAUUGGCCUUAUCUGCUUUUAUAUAUGGAAUGAAUUUAACCUUUAUUAUUAAAUUGGCCGGAGAUUGCAUAGUAUAUUAUUUGGCCACACUUCACGUUUCUGGUAUAUUUAUAUCACUUUACCAUUUCAUAUUUUUAAAACUAUUUGGCAACAGAAGGAAAUUUAACACUGAUUAUUUAAUUAUUAUGUGGCAAAUUAUUUUGUCCAUAAUAAUUACAGCAGCAACAGCAAGUGUUUGGACCAAAGCCUAUACUAAUGGCAAUGGUAAUGAUAAAUGUGGAGAAAAUGGUAGUUCUCAAAAGAAUGGCAAUGGUGGUUCUGCAGAGGUUGCAAUUUCACCGAUGAUAAUGUGUGUGUUUGCACAGUGUGUUGUAUAUAUCUUUUAUCCAGCUAUAGCUCCAGGUUUGUUAGUGGACUUUAGACAUGUCAAUAAGAUAGAUCAAGCACUUCUUAUUAUAGCUCCUAUUCCAUCAAUUACUUUUGCAGUACUUGAUGCAGCCAAACAAGAUAAAUACACACCUAAGAAUGAGUGGACAGGUGGAAAGGAGGCUUGGCAUGGAACCUUGAUAUUUAUUCCAAUUAUGAUUAUUUGUGGAUAUUUGUUUAUCAAAGCACUUCACUAUCCUCAUUCAGGUAUAUCUCUUGCAAUCAUUAAUAAUCCACGUAUGGUUGGGUUUCUUACAAUUCUUUUUUAUAUGAGCCAUAUGAUACUACUAGCGGUUGGAUUUCCAGGUGUAGAAAAAAAUUCUGGUUCCGCUAAGGACUAUCUUCCCACUAUAAACACUUUUAUGACUACUAUAUUCAUGGUUCUACUGAUUUUUUUUGGUGAGGGUUAUGUUAAUGAGUUUAAAAAACAUGACAGAUCCUAUUGGCCAACACAAGGAUUAUCAACAAAAAGAGCUUUUGGAUUCUGGUUUGAUAAAGCCAUUCAAAAUGCAUUCAAGAACUUUCUCUUAAUAUUCACCAGAGACCUUAGAAGAGAUUUAAUGUCAGCACUUGACUAA